Mycena citricolor is the source of this 1116-nucleotide messenger RNA. The record is from the annotation of a GenBank genome assembly. Lineage: Eukaryota; Fungi; Basidiomycota; Agaricomycetes; Agaricales; Mycenaceae.
AUGCGUCUCGUCAGCCUAGCCCAACUCCUUCCCAGCAUUUUACUAUUCAGCUAUGCCCUCGCCGCGAAGUCCUCAGGCCAGAUACCAAUCAGGGACGGUGUGAUUGGCGGGGUCGGCAAAACUCCUGCGCUAGAGGCCGACCGACCCCUCGAGCUCAAUGAGAAUCUUUCCCCGCUGGUGACCCCCGGUGCGCUCCGUGUCGUGGAAAACUCUGGGGUGUGCGAGACGACUCCUGGCGUUUACCAGGCCUCCGGAUAUGGCGAUCUGUCAGCUACCGAGAGUAUUUUCUUCUGGUACUUUUCGUCGCGCAGCCCCAAUGCGUCUGCACCUCUCACGCUGUGGUUCAACGGUGGGAUCUUCUUCAAGGACCCGCGAUUUGCGUCGCUUGCCACGCACGAUUUGGCCAUCUGGACCGAGUCCUACGGCGGGCACUACGGUCCGACGUUUGCCGCCUACUUCUUGCAGCAGAAUAAGGCGAUCGCCGCCGGAACCGUUAAGGGACUGACCCUGAACCUCAAGACAUUGGGUAUCGGCGACGGCUUGACGGAUCCGAUCACUCAAUAUCCGGGGUACCUGACCUACGCGGCGUCCAACCCGUAUCACCCACUUGUCUCUGCCACCACGAUCUCAGCAGCAACGAAGGAGUAUAACACGGCGACCACAGGGUGUAAAGCCCGAAUCACGGCUUGCAACGCUGGUGGCUCAAAUGCGGUGUGUUCUGCGGCUCAGAGCACGUGCAAUAACAACAUCCUGUCCCCGCUCGUCGGAAACUUCGACGUGUAUUACAUCCUAUCCGGCUCCAACGACCCGUACCCACCCGACAUCUCUUCCUUCCUAGCCUCAGUCCGCACCAAAGUCGGCGCUGAGGUGACCUGGGCGGAGACCAACAACAACGUGUACAACAAUUUCGCUGCCACCGGGGACUGGAUGCGCAGCUCACUGCCCAACUUGGAGACAGUGAUCAACGCUGGGGUCAGGGUCACGAUAUACGGAGGAGAUGCCGACUAUAUCCUCAACUUUAAUGGCAUUGAGAACAUGAUCGCGUCGAUGAACAACCAGUUCAGCGCACAGAUCAAUGCUCAAGCAUUCAAGCCAUUCACCGUCAAAGGUUGCUAG